Molecule: messenger RNA, 2223 nt
Organism: Equus quagga
Lineage: Eukaryota; Metazoa; Chordata; Mammalia; Perissodactyla; Equidae
Gene: ABHD14B
Product: abhydrolase domain containing 14B
Exons: 4
Coding region: 668-1297 (209 amino acids)
Cellular component (GO): cytoplasm
Source: RefSeq, a predicted model, not a curated record
CAGGCAAGGAAACAGGUUCAGAGGCGUUGAGAAAACGAUCAAGGCCACCUGGCUGGACAUUGGCAGAGCCUUGCACUCAAACCUGCUGGGUCUCAACUGCUUGCCAGGCGCAGGACUCUAGACCCAGGCAGUUCAGGCUGGAGAUGAGAAGGGGCGGGGGAGCAGUAGGUAUGCGACCCCAGAGGAACCCUCCUCCUCGAUCCCCUCUACGUGCAUGUGGGGCAGGUCGCUGAGGGUUUCGGGGUCGCAUCCAGCCCGGUGCUUAGGACACGAGGGGCCGAGGGGCUGCGGGAAACUGAAGCUGCUGUGAGAAGAAAGAUGAUCUAGCAGCAUUGACUGGACCUGCCAUAGCUUGUGGCCACAAGAGGGCGCCCAGGAGCAGGGCCCGGCCCCUGCUCCCAGGCCACAUCCCCGCUUCCCCGCCCCAGCCCCUUUCCUGUUUCCCCGCCCAGGGCCCCAUCCGCCGUUAGCACUCGCCUGUCUGCUGUCUGCGCAAGCCCACGCCGCUCCCCAGCCUGUUUGUGGAGUUCUGGGAGCCUCCUUCCUGCUUCCCGAGGGACCCCACCCUCUCCGUGGCGGUCUCCCUGCUCCACCUGAGCAGGGUGUUCUGUGGCUCCUCACCAGCCUGGCCUUGAACCACAGGUGCUUCACCAGCACGACGGCAGGUAUGGCAGGUGUGGAGCAGCAGGAGGGCACCGUCCAGGUGCAGGGCCAGAGCCUCUUCUUCCGGGAGGCUCGGCCGGGCGGUGGGCAGGCCGCCCGAUUCUCUGUGCUGCUGUUGCAUGGCAUCCACUUCUCCUCUGAGACCUGGCAGAACCUGGGCACACUGCACAGGCUGGCCCAGGCUGGCUACCGGGCUGUGGCCAUUGACUUGCCAGGUCUGGGGCGCUCCAGGGAAGCAGCAGCCCCUGCACCUAUUGGGGAGCUAGUCCCCAGCAGCUUUCUGGGAGCUGUGGUGGAUGCCUUGGACCUGGGCCCCCCAGUUGUGAUCAGCCCGUCCUUGAGUGGCAUGUACUCCCUACCCUUCCUGACGGCCCCUGGCUCCCAGGUCCGGGGCUAUGUGCCAGUGGCCCCCAUCUGCACUGACAAAAUCAGUGCUGCCGACUAUGCCAGUGUGAAGACCUCAGCUCUUAUCGUAUAUGGAGACCAGGACCCCAUGGGUCAGACCAGCUUUGAGCACCUGAAGCAGCUGCCCAACCACCGGGUGUUGGUCAUGGAGGGGGCAGGGCACCCCUGUUAUCUUGACAAACCUGAAGAGUGGCAUACAGGCUUGCUGGCUUUCCUGCAGGGGCUAUGACGCCCAGCCCUGCUGACGGGAGUGGGCUGCUUGCCUGCCUUGGGCUCUCUCUCUCAUUCUGUCCCACUCCCUCCAUGGGCUCCUGCUCAUCGUGCAUAUGCAACAGGUGUGUCUGUCUGGCUAUCUGGGUUCUUGUUUUUUGGGGUCUGUCUGUCUUUUCCUCUUUCUUUUUCUCUUGCAGUGACAGACUGAGGAGGUGAAAUCAAGAGAAAAAAAUUCAAGGGACGUAAUCUGGUGGAGGGUAAUUCAUUAGUUGAGCUUCUCCUAUAGGCUUUCCUGCUGGGCUUGGACUCCUUCCUCUGCUCUGUCCAGCCUCCCCCUCCUGCCUCCCACCUCCUGCUUUGGCUGCUCCGGCAGGAUACUCACACCCCCUACCCCUCCCUCUUAGGCCACAGAUACAUACAUGCCCACAUGCAUGCUUAUACAAUGGAGCCAUCUGUGUUCCCAAAUAUGACCCUUCACUUGGGAGCAACCACAUGGUACAUGCAACUCUGGACUGACAUGCACACUGUCACGUGCAGCUUUGCAUUGCAUGCACAUACACACAUGGAUACUCGUGCUUCCACAUAAGCACUUGCACAGGCACAUAUGCCCUCCCAACCAUGCAGCAUCCCAGUGUCUGGGAAGGUGGAGACCCCAAGGGUCAGCUCUUGCAAGAGAUCCCCUGCCAGGCUUAGAGUGUGGCCAGCCCUGGACUCCAUUCAGCCACAGGUUGCAGCUGGCCCUAGACCAGAAUUGCCCCCCAAAAGGGGAGGGCCACCCCUUCAACCCUUAGAUCUCCCUGCUUUUCUCCCCCCUUCUGGGCGUUCCACACCUCUCCAGGUGUUUAGGCCUGGGUCUUCUCAGCCAAGCUUGUUUCCUGCUCUGAGGUUUGGGGGAUGGGGAGACGAGAGUAGAGGUCGGUGAAAUAAAGUGAUGCAAUUAGA